This is a messenger RNA of Schizosaccharomyces cryophilus OY26, 318 nucleotides long. Its product is annotated as DNA replication factor A subunit Ssb3. Gene Ontology annotation, biological process: double-strand break repair via homologous recombination; nucleotide-excision repair; DNA replication. Bases 1 to 318 code for a protein of 105 amino acids. Gene Ontology annotation, molecular function: single-stranded DNA binding; damaged DNA binding. The transcript has a single exon. Gene Ontology annotation, cellular component: DNA replication factor A complex; nucleus; site of double-strand break. The record is from RefSeq and is a predicted model, not a curated record. Lineage: Eukaryota; Fungi; Ascomycota; Schizosaccharomycetes; Schizosaccharomycetales; Schizosaccharomycetaceae.
AUGGAACGCCCUACGCCGCGUGUUACUAGCGAUAUGCUUGGCGAAUGCGCCGGUAGAACUGUCAGAAUUGUUGGAAAAGUGAACCAUGUGAGUGACCGUGCUGCGCAAGUGGAAUGCAACGAUCAUCCCUUUGAAAUGAACCUUACGGUCGAUAAUAAUUUGGAACCUAUGCAUUUUUACGAAUUUGUCAUCUCUGUGAAACCUGAUACUUCAGUACAACUUCUUACCUGCGUUGAUUUUGGUACGAACAUAGAUAUGGAUGUAUACAAACACCUUGUUCAGUUUAGCAACAAGUACAAAUCGCUGUUCUACGAAUAA